Ipomoea triloba (trilobed morning glory) is the source of this 995-nucleotide messenger RNA. Its product is annotated as protein PXR1-like. Gene Ontology annotation, cellular component: nucleolus. The transcript is spliced from 2 exons. NCBI's taxonomy places the organism in Eukaryota, Viridiplantae, Streptophyta, Magnoliopsida, Solanales, Convolvulaceae. The record is from RefSeq and is a predicted model, not a curated record. The coding region runs from base 217 to 804 and encodes 195 amino acids.
UUUUUAUUUUUAUUUUUAAUCUCAUUUGGUUCCCCCAUCUGUCGCCUCACGCUUCCUCUAAUCCUCUGCUCUGCGCCUCUGCCUCGCCCACGCCCACCGCCCACCAGUCACCAGAUUGACGUCCAGCGGUCCUGAAGCCGGCACCCGUUACGCUCAGGCUCCGUCUAACCGUCUUCAUCCUCAGGCCUCAGAGGUAGUGCUGUGAGUGAAGAGAAUAUGGCGUGUACCAUUGAUUUUAGGUGCCUGGAUGAGGGCUUCGGAGGCAAAACUUACAAGCGAAAGAGGGCAGAGAAUGAAGCCCCCAACGAUGUAUCAGAGGAAGACGCUGCCGCCAUGGAGGUGGAAAAGGAAAACGGCCCCCCUCCAUCGAAAAGGCAGGCGGUCCCUUCUUCUGAGGAUCCAAACAAGCCGGUGCUGGGGAAGCCGACGUACGACGGUGUUAUAGCAGGGAAGGUGUCAGGGAGGAAGUGGAAGCAGGCGCGGACGCACAGGUCGUCGGCAGUGCAGGUGAGCCGGAAGGGGAAGACGCUGGAGCAGAGGGUGAAGGAGAAGGAGAUAAAGAAGGCGUACAAGGAGAGAAUAAACGAACUGAAAGAGGAGAUACGGCAGAACAAGAUAGAGAAGCGGCAAAAGAGGGAGGAGAGGGAGAAGAGAAAGAAGGACAACAUUCUCAAGUCUGGCACCAAGUUCCAGAAGAUCACCAACCCUAAGACUCUUAAGAAAAUUGCCAAGUCUGCUAAGCAUAAGAAGCUCCUCAAGGUUGUUUCCUAUGAUCUUCUUAAGGCUGGCAACAACAAGAAGUAGCACUUUUACCUUCCUUACAUUAUAGGUCUCUGAAAAUGGUAUGAUUUUGUUUGCUACCUUUUAUUUCAAGUUCAAUGAUGUAAACUGUGUUAGGAGGGCCAACAGGACUAGUGUUGAGAAGAGGAUUAUUAUUAGUUAACAAAUUGGUACAUUAAAAAUCUAUUAUAGCAAAUGCAAUGAUUUUACGAAAA